AUGGCAUAUGAUGCCCAGCUCGAUCUGUCACGGCUCGCAUCAUCUCCUAAUGGGUCUGAUUUGGUUCCUUCAGUCGGUGCUAUCACCCAUCCCACACUGCUUGGACUCGGCCCCUACGACCUCUGCUCUCCUGGCGCCACCAUUGUUACCCACCCCGUGCCGCCUGGACUCGACCCCCGCGAAACUCGCUCUUGCGAUGCCGUCGCCGUCACCCACCCCACACCGCCUGGACUCAGCCCCCAUGACCCCCGCUCCCUUGGCACCACCGUCGUCACCCACUCCCCAUCACCCGGACUAAGCCCCUGCAACCCCCGCUCCCACAGCUCCGAUGCCGUCACCCAUCUCGUGCCACCCGGACUUGGCCCUCGUGACCCAUACUUCUGUGGUGUCGGUGCCGUCACCCACCCUGCACCGUCCGAACUCGACCCCUGUGACCUUCGCUCCUGCAGUGCCACCACCGUCACCCACCUUGCAUCAUUUGAACUUGACCCCCGCGACCCCUGCUCUCGCGGUGCCACCGCCGUCACCCACCUCAUGCCAUCCGUACUCGACCCUCGUGACCCUCGCUCCUGCGGUGCCGCCGCCAUCACCCAACCCCCACGACCCAGCCCCCGCGAUGCUGCCGCCCUCUCCAAGCCCCCGUGA
Molecule: messenger RNA, 645 nt
Organism: Elaeis guineensis (African oil palm)
Lineage: Eukaryota; Viridiplantae; Streptophyta; Magnoliopsida; Arecales; Arecaceae
Source: RefSeq, a predicted model, not a curated record